Molecule: messenger RNA, 822 nt
Organism: Diabrotica balteata
Lineage: Eukaryota; Metazoa; Arthropoda; Insecta; Coleoptera; Chrysomelidae
Source: the annotation of a GenBank genome assembly
AUGGAUUUAAGUUUUAUAGAUGAACUUCAAAAUAAAAAUAUACUAAACCGAUUUGAAAAACAUACUGGAGUCGAUACAAGUAACACAUUUAGUAUAAAAAGUUCUUUAAUGUUAUAUAAGGAAGAGCUUCUAAGUGGCUAUCUUUUCAGUUAUAUUGAAAAUUUGGACAGAAUUCUAAAGAAUGUUUUAAUACCUCAAAGAAUUGUAGAAUUUACAGGUCAUUUUUCAUGUACUACUCCGAUUUGUUUGCAAUUAUGUUUAUCCAUACAGUUACCAAAAAAACAAGGAGGAUUUGAAAGCGAGGCUUUCUAUAUAAGUACAAAUGGAAAUUUCUCCAUAGAGAAGUUAAGAGAAAUGGCGCUUUCGUUUGUUGGAGAGUAUUCUAAAGAUGAAGAUAAUUUUAAUGUGGAGACUUUAUUGAGUCAUAUAUAUUAUACAAGAGUUUACGAUUUGGAUCAAUUGGUGGCUUGUCUUUUUGAAACGGAGUUAAUAAUUAAGCGAAAUAAUGUACGUUUACUGAUCCUUGACAGCAUAACAAUACCGUUAAGAUCAUUGCAAUCUUCAGAAAAGUUUAAAACUGUUAGUGCCGUUAUGCGGAUAUUAAGAAACCUUGCUGAUAAGUAUAAUAUUAUAGUAGUCGUCACAAAUUUUUGUACAACUAGGAUCAAUGAAAAUGAAGCAUACACCGUAGCAUCUUUAGGAGAUAGUUUUUACCACAUGGUUAAUUCUAGGAUAAGUUUUACAAAGACUGAAACAUUUUUCAAAGCUAAAUUAUUAAAACAUGUGAUGUACGAAGAGAAAGAAGUUAUCUUUUAAUAUUUU